AUGGGAUCUCUGGCGCACCUACCCGAAGCCCUCUUGUCCGAUCCCUACGCGCCUCGCGUCCUUGCCCGCAAAAACCGCGCAGAUAAACCCAUACCGUCGACGGCGACUAGCCCCCCCGGAUCAAUACCCAGCUGCCGGCCCGCCCCCCCGCCGCUGAACCCUGGGUCCACCCCCCCUCGUACCCACUCUGUAGAUAUAACCGCGGCGGGAACAGGACGCCACCGGACCCCCCCACGCCCCAGCCGGGCUGUGCCCGCACCGCGCCCACCCCCAAUCGACCGCCACCGAGCCGCCCUUCCGGGGGUACGCCCCCACGCCCCCAUGAAAAACUCAGCCCGUGAUACUCCUGGAUUAGCACAGCACCAGAGAGCAUCUUCGAAUGCAAGAUUAAACAUCUACUCCCAGGUAACAUCAGCAAUGCAUUCCUACCAGCCCCCGCGCCCUGCUAUAGCCGCAUCGCCCCGCACUCGCGCCACCACGCAUUGGCCCUUGUCUGACCGCAUCAACCGCCGCGCCGCUACUCGAACGGAUUACCUGGUGGAUACAACCCCCCCCCCGCGCCCGAAAACACUGGAAUUACUCCUCGCCCCUCUCCGGCCAAUAAAGAGGGAAACGACGCGCCCCUGCAAAGUACUAAUAGAACGCAAAUGGGUCAGUAGAGAUAGCACCCCGGGUACCCCAGGGCCCGAAGAUACACUCGCAACGCCCGCCGCUUAUGCCUCUGCCGCACCGAGUCAUAGCGUGCCUUUCUCUACGAGCCACGCGCGCCGCUUCGCCAACACCCCAAGGCGCCCCUCGCCGAGGGCCAGCCCACCCGCCCGACCACCACCGCUCCCGCCACAUCCUCGCUCACCGCCGCCCGCCACGGACCCACCCCCGGAGACACUCAACGCUCGCCCUCACACGCACCACCUCCCUCUCCCCAGUCUCGGCCUCACGCCGCCCCGUAACACUUCCCUCCCCCCGUACUCGCAGCCCCCCCAAUCGCCCACACGUCCCCAACCCAUCGCAUAA
Penaeus chinensis is the source of this 1014-nucleotide messenger RNA. RefSeq names its product extensin-like. The coding region runs from base 1 to 1014 and encodes 337 amino acids. Lineage: Eukaryota; Metazoa; Arthropoda; Malacostraca; Decapoda; Penaeidae. The record is from RefSeq and is a predicted model, not a curated record. The transcript has 6 exons.